Messenger RNA from Westerdykella ornata, 2769 nucleotides. RefSeq lists its product as uncharacterized. Gene Ontology annotation, biological process: DNA-templated transcription; regulation of transcription by RNA polymerase II. The coding region runs from base 1 to 2769 and encodes 922 amino acids. The record is from RefSeq and is a predicted model, not a curated record. NCBI's taxonomy places the organism in Eukaryota, Fungi, Ascomycota, Dothideomycetes, Pleosporales, Sporormiaceae. The transcript is spliced from 7 exons. Gene Ontology annotation, molecular function: DNA-binding transcription factor activity, RNA polymerase II-specific; zinc ion binding; RNA polymerase II cis-regulatory region sequence-specific DNA binding. Gene Ontology annotation, cellular component: chromatin.
AUGGCCCUGAAACAAUGCAGUCUGUGCGACCGCAAGUUCACCAAACUUGAGCAUGUCAAGCGGCAUGAGCGAUCGCACACACGAGAGCGCCCUUAUGAAUGCCCAACGUGCAAGAAGCACUUUUCUAGAAGCGACGUUCUCUUCCGACACUGCAAAGGGCAUGCUCAGAAUGCUCUGAACCGCUUGAACAGCCAGCAGCAGCAGCAGCAGCAGAACCAACUCAACCAGCAGCAACAGUCUAGCCAGAGCCAGAGAUCGCCGACCGACAAACCCACUCCUCGGCCUCCGCUGCAACCAGAGCCGGCACCGACCAGCGUCCAGCACGACGUUAGCCUCUCUCCCUUGUCGACUAGGAGAGACUCCCAACAGAUUCCGCAGCCGCCCAACAACGAGAAGAAUCCGAAUUCCAAUCCCUCCCCGCAGAUACAUGUUCGACAGGCUUCCUUGUCACAACAGACCGCAUCCCCUGGCGACGGCCGACUGGAAGCACUCAUCAAUGCGGCGCAGCACCUUGAGCCCUCUGGAGACGUAACUUGGAGAACGCCGUCCCCGAUCAAUAUCGCCCCCGAGCAGCAUGACCGCUACUUGAAUCGCGGUCACGACAAUAUGCCUCCACCUAUUGACCCAGCCAUCGACAUGUUGUCCUUCUCGCCAGCGGGUCAUGUCUCUAGUCUGGACCAAUGGGCGUUCGAACUGGUACAGAGUAAUCAUCCGAUGGCGAAUCGCACACCGGCCGAUGCUCUCCAGACCUGGCUCUUCGGUUUCGAGAACGAGCUCACCGGCGGCGCGCAUCAAAUCGGCAUUGACAACCAUUUUGAGCAGGACGCUUUCCGACAAGUGGGCGACAACCACGCUAGCCCGUCAGGCAGCAGCGCAUCAAUAGCAAGCAGAAUACCCAAAGAACGGUUUGCAAGAGUAGAGAGUUGUUGGCCAUCUAAAAACCGCCGGUCAGCACGGCUCAUGCCCACUCUGUGGCAAAACUUGAUAUCCUGCGAAUGCACCAAUAUCCUCUCCGAAAUCCCACACGGUGUCAUCGAGACGCCAGUGAGCGUAAGAGAAAGGCGAACGUCAAGGUGGGGUCUCGAUGAAGAAUGUCGGAAUGUGCUACAGAGCGCAGUAAACAAUGCACCUCAACCUGUACCGGCACUUCGCUCAGACUCAUAUCUAGACACUGCAUCUUCCAGUGGAGAAGCAGGAGCAAGUCCAGGAGCUGAAGGAAUUCAAUUUCCGCCAGCAGAAAUCCUGGAUAUCGCCCUUGAGAUGUAUCUGUACUACUUCCAUCCCACGCUCCCGAUCAUUCAUAUCCCGACUUUCUCAGCCAAAAACGCUCCACGGCCCUUGCUCCUAUGCAUGUGUCUCAUCGGACUGAGCAUCUUAGGCACUGCGGGAGCAUCAAAAUUCGUCUCUAGGACAUUUCCGACGGUCUUACAGAUGGUGUCGUCUGAACUCAAUUCACUUUCGACGAAGAACGACAGGCCGGAGCGGCAGAUGUGCAUAAUUGCAACAAGUCUCCUCGCGCUCAACCUCGCUUCUAUCACUGGUAGAAAGAGCCGAAUCGCACAGUCCGAAAAACUCUAUAAUGAGCUGAUCUCUAUUACACAAAGUCAUGGCCUAUUCUCAUGCAGCGAGGGUCCAUCACCAGAUUCGCUACUCGAAGAGAUAAUGGAUCUAGAGUCUCGGUGGAAGGCCUGGAGCCGAAUAGAAUGCGCAAAACGUAUCAUUUUUGGGUUGCUAGAAGUAGAUUGCUGGUACGCCGCAUAUCUCUCUGCAGCACCAAUGAUCAGGCCUGAAACAGUGCAAAUCCUCCCACCGGCCGAGUACAACCUCUAUCACGCCAAUUCCGCCACCAAGUGGUUCCACCUUGCUCAACGUGGCGUUCGCAUAUACACCAGUCGCAUCACCCCUUCUUUCCUACCAACGCCUGGCCUGAAACUUGAUAACACAAGUUUCCGGAGCCUCCUCACCCUGUUGCUUCUUCGGCUAUAUGAGUCGAAUGACCGCCUUGCCAACGCUACUGGACCGCACAAACAGCUGGAACCAUGGCGUAUCUAUGCCGAGGACCCACGAAGUCGGGAGCUCAUACCGCUCCUGGUCAACUUGUCCUCCUCCUCGAUUGACGCCCUUAGAACAGCAGAUCUCAACUCUGCAGUACUCUGGCACGCGUCCUGCAUGAUGCUCGGAGCCAACAUGCGGUACUUUGAGAUGGCGGCAGGCCGCCAGGGCCCCGGACCCGCCGUUACUGCUCUGGAAGACAUAUCGGCCUGGUCGCAGACGCCAAGUGCACGACGGGCCGUCUUGCACGCAGCUCACAUCUUCAAGCUGCUCUUUGACCGCAAAGUCUCGGACAUUGUGAAUCCGCACAGCGUUGUUGCGCUGUUCCAAGCUGCGCUGGUACUGGGUCUCUAUAUCUUCACACUUCCCGCUAACGCUCCUGUCUGUCGCUUGAACGACAACUGUGUCGAACUUCUCGAGCUCGUCGACUGGAGCUGUGUGGGGCACGUCGGCCUCAUGGAUACUCCUUCAUCGCCUGGCGCGCAGCUCGGUUUCGGCGACGGCACCACCGUCAACUUCAUCCGGAAUGGCGGACCCUUCAGCAUCACCGGUAUCGCGCUCGAAGGCGGAUACCUGGCAGCGCGAAGGACCUUGCUUCACUGUGCUGACUUGAUGGAGGGUAUGGGCCGGUGGAAGAGCCGGACCUUCUCCCAGAUCUUGCACAUCAUGAGCGACGACUUGACGGACGUGGACAUGGGGGAUAGUGAUGAGGCGUGA